UUCAACGAUUAAUUCUACAUCAACCAUAUGUCACUCCCCUAUUUAUGAAGACCAAUUAUUGUACUGUAUCCGUCACUUAACAAAGUUUGCUUCAUCGACUCCAUCUUUACCUCAUGGAAAACCCAAAGAGUCUCUUCGCUAUCCUCUUUCUUUUCUCCUUUUGCUUCGCCGGAACCGUAAAAUCUGACGAUGAUUGUGUGUUCACGGUGUACGUUAGGACCGGGUCGAUCAUCAAGGGAGGAACGGACUCUAUCAUCGGACUCAAGCUAUACGAUGCAUCCGGUUACGGCAUAUACAUAAAGGAUCUUGAAGCAUGGGGCGGGUUAAUGGGUCCGGAUUAUAACUACUACGAACGGGGCAACCUUGACAUAUUCAGUGGCAAGGGUCCUUGUUUGGACGGACCCGUUUGUGCGGUGAACUUGACUUCAGACGGGUCGGGUCCUCAUCACGGGUGGUAUUGUAAUUACGUGGAGGUUACUUCAACUGGGGUCCACAUUCCAUGCGCUCAGCAACAGUUCACUAUUGAACAGUGGCUGGCUACCGACACAUCGCCUUAUGAGCUUUCGGCCGUUAGGAACUAUUGUUCAAAUGAUUUGACUCAGGCCCGUUUAAAGACCGUUGAUGCCACCAGAUCUGGGCCUGAUUUCUCUAUUUUGGGCUCAGCCGUCCGCGCUUAGAAUUAUACCCUAUAUAAGAAUAUGGUUCUCGGUUGCUACAUAAUAAUGAUAUUUAUCUUGAGUAGUUCAUGUUUUUGUGUCGUUAUUUUUUGUAUUAUAUGCCUAUUGUAUCCUCCGUGACCUUGUUUAGGUCGCAAAGUGGAAUUAGCCGUCUGGUUCCUCAUGUGGAACCCUUAUAUUUUGUGCUGUUGUUGAAUAAAAAACCGGAUUCAAGCGUUUUGGACUUUUGGGAUUGUCUUUUAUG
This is a messenger RNA of Cicer arietinum (chickpea), 921 nucleotides long. RefSeq names its product PLAT domain-containing protein 3-like. Gene Ontology annotation, molecular function: protein binding. Lineage: Eukaryota; Viridiplantae; Streptophyta; Magnoliopsida; Fabales; Fabaceae. The record is from RefSeq and is a predicted model, not a curated record.